Cucurbita maxima (winter squash) is the source of this 1884-nucleotide messenger RNA. RefSeq names its product MLO-like protein 1. Bases 133 to 1680 code for a protein of 515 amino acids. Gene Ontology annotation, cellular component: membrane. Gene Ontology annotation, biological process: defense response. The record is from RefSeq and is a predicted model, not a curated record. Lineage: Eukaryota; Viridiplantae; Streptophyta; Magnoliopsida; Cucurbitales; Cucurbitaceae. The transcript is spliced from 13 exons.
AUUGUAACUAACAACACAGCUUUCAAACCAGAGAGAAACACGGAGUUUUUUCUUUUUUUUUUUUUUCUCCGGAGCUUUUUUCUUUUGAAAAUACGCUGUGUGAAGUGAAUUCAGAGAAGAAUCAGAGCCGAAAUGAGCGGCGGAGGUGAAGGAACGUCGCUGCAAUUCACUCCGACAUGGGUUGUCGCCGCCGUCUGCAGCGUCAUCGUCGCCAUUUCCCUCGCCGUAGAGCGUCUCCUUCACUUCCUUGGUACAUACCUCAAGAAGAAGAAUCAGAAGCCGCUGAAUGAAGCUCUACAGAAAGUUAAAGAAGAAUUGAUGCUCUUGGGGUUUAUUUCGCUUCUGCUCACUGUAUUUCAAGGCGCUAUCUCGAAAUGGUGUGUUCCUGAGAGUUUGACUGAGCAUUUACUUCCGUGUGAUCUGAAAGAUAAACCUAAAGCUGAAGAAGAUGAACAUGGCUCAUCGACGACGGAACAUUUUCAAACAUUCUUUGUUUCAAGCAUUUCUGGCACGGCUAGGCGCCUUCUAUCUGAGGGAUCGGCUUCACAGAAUGGCUACUGUGCUCAUAAGGAUAAGGUGCCAUUGCUAUCACUUGAAGCAUUGCAUCAUCUACAUAUUUUUAUCUUCAUCCUGGCUAUUGUCCACGUGACAUUUUGUGUUCUCACUGUGGUUUUUGGAGGAUUGAAGAUUCGUCAGUGGAAGGCUUGGGAGGAUUCUAUUGCAAAAGAAGAGAAUUACGAUGCCGAAGACGUUCUAGAACCAAAAGUCACCCAUGUCCAUCAGCAUGCUUUUAUCAAAGACCACUUCCAGGGCAUUGGUAAAGAUUCAACUCUUCUUGGUUGGUUGCGUUCCUUCCUCAAGCAAUUUUAUGCUUCUGUAACAAAAGCAGAUUAUGUGACGUUACGACUUGGUUUCAUUAUGACACACUGCAGGGGAAACCCCAAGUUUAAUUUUCACAAGUACAUGAUACGUGCCCUUGAGGAUGAUUUCAAGCAUGUUGUCGGUAUCAGUUGGUAUCUUUGGAUCUUCGUAGUUGUCUUCUUGCUCCUUAAUAUUAACGGCUGGCAUACAUAUUUCUGGAUAGCAUUCAUUCCUCUUAUUCUUCUGCUUGCUGUGGGAACCAAGCUGGAACAUGUGAUAGCCCAGCUGGCUCAUGAGGUUGCAGAGAAGCAUGUAGCAAUCGAAGGGGAUCUGGUAGUCCAACCAUCCGAUGAUCACUUUUGGUUUCAGCGACCCCGUAUCGUUCUCUUCUUGAUCCAUUUUAUACUUUUCCAAAACGCUUUCGAGAUUGGAUUUUUCUUCUGGAUAUGGGUUCAAUAUGGCUUCGACUCGUGCAUCAUGGGAAAAGUCGCCUAUAUCAUUCCUAGGCUUAUUAUUGGGGUGUUUGUUCAGGUUCUUUGCAGUUACAGCACCCUACCGCUCUACGCUAUCGUCACGCAGAUGGGAAGUUCUUUCAAGAAAGCAAUCUUUGAAGACCAUGUACAAGUUGGUCUAGUUGGGUGGGCUCAGAAGGUGAAGAAAAGGAAGGGACUGAAAGCAGCAGCUACUAAUGGCUCCAGCCAAGGAAGCAAGGAAGACGGGUCUAGUGUGGGGAUUCAGCUGGGAAAUGUUCUGCGCAAGGCUUCUACUGCACCAACAGAAAUUAAGCCUGAUGCCUCCAAAUCCAGUGAUCUGCCUUAGUCCAAAUCAAAUGAUUAAGCUAAGGUAGGCCUCUUUCUCUCUCUCUCACUCACUCACUUGUAGAGUUGCAUUAUGCGACCCCGUCCCAUAGGCGAAACGUCAAAGCGUUUCGAUAUUCCGUAAAAUUUUGAACAGUGGAGCAAUCCUAUCCAUGUGUUGUAUCUUGUAUCACUUUGAUAAUCUAUUUGUAGGCUUUUGCAUUUG